UUUGUCUAUCGGAGCGUUUGGACGUGAUCCACUCAAAAAAAAAUCUAAUCCAUCAGCGGACAAAGUAAACAACAAUUAUGAUUGAUUCUUGAGCGGCGGCCGUGUCCCUUUGAAUAUUCACAUUUAAUUAAUCAAUUUUAAACCGAAAUCGAAAAACAAAGAAAGUUGAAGUGAAUUGGCAAAGCCUCGCGAAACGCUGAAAAUUUGCGCGUGUGCGGGUGGAACAGUGACACUCGUGUGAAAAUCAUCGCCAAGGAAAAGGCGGAUAAAUAAAAAGGAAAAACGCCUGCGGCGAAAAUUAUCGUAUUUGUGUGGGUGUGCAAAAAAAAUUAAGGAGAAAUAUCAAGAGCAAAGAAGUUCGAGAAAUCGCUAAUAAAGUGUGAGUGUGUCUGUGUGAGUGGGUGACAAAUGAUUGGGCAGCGAAAAAGAGGAGAAGUCAAUCAGCGAUAAGCAGUUAAAACAAAUAAAAGCGAUUCCAAACGCAUGUUACGCACAGUAGUUGGUCCUGAGAUCUAGGGGAUUUUGAACAUGAACAAAAAUGCCGGCGAUGGCAGCGAUGGCAAAAACUCAAACAAAAACUCGAAUGCGGGAGGGGGUGCUGGAGCCGGGGGGCCGCACGACCCCACCGGCCUCCUAGAUGCAGCUUCCCUAUUCGCUUACUGGGGACGUGAUCCCACUGGAGCGGCAGCUGCAGCGGCCUCCAAUCCGCUCUUCAACUCGCAGUUCAAUGCUGCCGCUGCCGCCGGAUUGGGUUUAUUGCCACAAGCCGGAGGCGCUUCUGCCAAUGACCGUUAUUCCAUGGCAGCUGCUGCGGCUGCGGCGGCGGGAGCCCAUCAUCACCAGAACACGAUGGCGGUGGCCGCUUCUCAGGCCGCCAGUUUGGCCGGUUUGCAUCCAGCAAGCUGGUGGUCGAUGGCCCAGCUAGCUGCCCAGGAUUACUUCAGUCGCCUGCAGGCCUCGGGCCUCUCACCAUUCCCGCAUCCCGAUCUGGCCGCUGCCUUUGGGCCCGCUGGCAUGGGAAUGGGCGGUGGAGCUGGAGGAGCGGGUGCUGGAGGUGGCGGAGCAGGUGUCCUCGGCCAAGGCGGAGGCGGUGGAAAUGGUGGAAGUGGCAACGGGGGCGGUGGCUCUUCAUCUGGCUCCUCGGGCAGCAAGUCGAAUAAGUCGCGCAAGGAGAAACGAGCCGCCCAGCAGCAGCAGCAACAGCAGCAGAGCCUGGCCAACAGUCUAAAUGCGGCAGCUGCGGCGGCAGCAGCAGCAGCGGCCAACAAUCCUGCAGCUGCGUUGGCCAGUAUGCAUGGAUUCGGAGUGGGAGUGCCGGGCACCAGCAUUCCCUCGGUGAGCACAGGCAGCGGUUCUAUACCCACCAAUAGUGGAGGUCAUGGGAGCUACAAGAGCACGGCCAGCGCUUAUGGAAAACCCUCGACCAUGACGAGCAGCAGCAUGGCAAGCAAUCCGGGCUCCGCCUACGAUCCGGUGACCCUUCACAAGGAGCUGCUGGCCAUGCAGGCCGUGGCAGCCGCUGCUUCCGGCUCGGGCUCAAGCGGUUCAUCCGGCAAGAAGUCCGGUGGAGGCGGCUCCUCAUCCUCCUCAAUGCACGGCCAUGGAUUGGGAAUGGGGAGUGGCGGUGGCCUGAUGUCCAGUGGCAAGGCUUCGACCAGUGUAAGCGCUAGCAAUUCAUCGUUGGGAGGAAUGCAUCCCAGUCUGGCCAGCAGCAAUCCGCUAAUGUCCCCGCAUGCGGGACUGGGUUCGUCGUCAUCUUCAUCCGGCAAAGAUCGUGACAAGAACAAUCCCUCGCUAAACGCCCUCAACUCGCUGUCGCAGUUUGGAGCUUUGGGUAUGACGCCGCAACAGAGCAUGCAGGCGGCCAUGAAUGCUUUUGCGGCCAGCACUGGAGUGUCGCCCUCUGCCACGAUAACCUCCUCGCCGCAUCACUCCUCCCAGCAGCAGCAGCAACAAAUGGGCGGCAACAGUUCCGCGUCGGGAUCGGGUGGCAAGUCCAGCGCCAAGGAUUACAUGAUGGGCACUGGCAGUGAGCAUCCGUCUCUACUUGGAGUUCGUUUGCCACCGGACACGGAGAUAAUCAAGUACACGUCCUCGAUUGUGGGACCCAAGAUACCUGGUACUACCUCGCGCGGUCGCAAAAAGACAAUUUCCGAAACUGAACAGCAAACAACACAACAACAACAGAAACAACAACACCAAGCAGAACAACACCUACUCCAACAACAGCAACAAGCACAAGCACAAGCACAAAAAGAGCUCGACAGCACCACAAAUGCCAUUUCCUCUCUGCUUGCAUUUCCAGGUCUCAGUCCCGCGAAGCGGGCUAGACUCGAAAUGGAGUACGCAGCGAUGGCUGCCGCCGCCCAGCAGCAACAUCAGCAGGCCCAGCAGCAACAUCAGGCGCAGCAGCAGCUCCACGGGAUGCUGGGAGCAGCCGGAAUUCCUGGAAUGGCCGGACUGGUCGGUCUGCCGGGCAUGAGUGGUUCUCCCCUCGAUCAGCUGAGCGUAAGCAAGGCCAGCUCCUCGACGGCGGCCACAACCAGUACCAGUUCCUCCUCAGCAGGGAGCAACCUGCUCAACCAGAGCUCCAGUGACCGCGUGGAGGUGAUCAAACUGCCGCCAACAAUCACUUCUAACGGGGCCUACAACCUCUCGAGCAAGGGAAAAGAGGUGCACGACCUCACCACCGAUCUGGCGCCCACUUCUGGCGGUGUGAAUCUCAGCCUAAAGGCCAAUGCAAACGCCAACGCUUUGACGCCCAGCGGAGCCGUGGGCUCAGCCUCGAAUCCCAUCACCAUCGAUGACUUUGAUGCGCCCCUCAAUCUUUCCAUGAAACCCUCGGACAAGAGCAACAGUAGCAGCUCUACAACUCCCGCAGGAGGGUCGUCCUCCUCCUCCAGCGCAGCGUUGGCCAAUUUGGCCAGCGACUACCAGGCGGUGGCCACUGGCCAGAGCGGAAAUAGCCUGCAGAGCUUGAGCUCAAUCACGGCUGCCUUGGGAGGAACUGGAGGCAUGCCAGGCGGUUCCAUUUCGGGCAGCGGAGGAACCUCCCCAGCUCCGGCAGGUUCCGGCACAGGAGCCUCUGGUGGCUCGGGAUCUGGAUCUGGAUCCGGCGGGGGAUCGUCCUCUUACAAAGAGGGAAGACCUCGUAAUCUUGGACGCGGUGUAUCCAAGCCGAAGAAGAACACGGUGGCUUCGCUGCUGGCUCAAUCCCGAGCUGUGGGCCUAAAACCCAUGCUGGCCACCCAGCAGCUUCUUCAACAGGGUGCUGAUAUUGAAAAAAUUCGUCUGGCGCUGAGCGAGGCCAAUGCUCAUAUGGAGACCUCCACGGAUUCCGAGAGCGUGGCAGCCGAAAGCGGACUCUCAGAAUCCGAGAGUGAGGACGCCAAUAUCCUGAACGUGGCUGAGCUAAGGGUGCCACUGGAAUUGGGAUGGAAGCGAGAGACGGUGAUCCGUGGACUGACCAAACAAGGCCAGAUCCGCGGCGAGGUCACCUACUAUGCACCGGGAAGCACGGCGCCUUUGAAGAGCAACGGACAGGUUUUUGCUAUCCUGGAUCAGCAGCCAUCGAAUCUGAGUCGUGAGAACUUUAGUUUCUCUGCACGAGCCAUUGUUGGGUCAUUCCUGCAGCCCGCACCACCGCCGUACGCCAACGAUGGCGAGUACAUACGGAUGACGGACGAGGAUGUGGCCAAGCGGCUGGAGGAUUUAAAGGUCUUCACCCGCCAGACACUUAACGUCGAGCAGCGCAUCGAGAUCGCCAAGCAACAGCAGGCGAUGCGUGAUGCCAAGAAGUUGCAAAAGGAGGAGUUGGCCAGGAAUAAGGAGAAGGCACGCCAGGAGAAGAACUCCAAGUUGGAGCAGCAGCGCAAGGACAAGGAGCUCAAGAAUCAGCAGGCCGUCGAGGAGCGCAAAAAGCGUCAGGAGGAGCUAGAUCGCCUUAAGCAAGAGGAAUUGCUUAAGAAGCAACAGGAGAAAGAGAAGCGUCGUCAGGAGGCCAUUUUAGCUAAGGAACAGGAACUACAGAAACAGAAAGAGAUGUUGUUGGCUGCCGAAAUGGAACGCGAGCGUCGUCGCCAACACAUGAGCCUCAUCCGGAUGCUCGAGGUGCGGCGGAAGUUCGAGGAUCGAGAAAAGAAAAAGCAUCAGCUGGUGCUGGACCGCCUGCUGCUCCGUGAGCGUCGCAUGGCGGAGCGAAAGCGAGAUGCAGAGAUCCUGCAGCUGAUACGGCGACCCAACGAGGACUCGGAGAUGCCACAGGAGCUGGUAAUCCCGGAGCUGGAUCGCAUUGCGGGCAACCGCCUUCCCGGCCAGGCGAUGGCCGAUCUGCUGAUGGUCUUCGAAUUCCUGCACAAUUUCGGAGAGACUCUGGGCUUUGACAUGGAAUCACUGCCAACGCUGCAGAAUUUACACGAUGCUCUGAUUAGCGAUAGCAGUGCGGACGCCGAAGAGGAACUACUGUCGGUAAUGACGCAUCUGUUGGUCUGUGCCAUCGAGGAUCCGGGUGUUCCCAAUCCCGGCAGACACACCACUUUGCUGGGACAAUCGCUUCGCAAUGCGGACAUAACCAACUCGAAUGUGUCUGAGAUCCUGAGGAUCUAUCUGUAUGCCACGGCCACGGGUGAGGUGCGUCAAAUGCACGGCAUCACUGUGGACCGCGAGCGCGAGAGGAGAGUUCCCGAUCAUCACCAGGUGGAUACCGAUUCCACCACGCACUCACACUCGGCAAAGAACCAGGAGUACUACAAGCUGCUCCACGAAAACGACACCUGGAAGCUGUCGCACUCGCUGAAGGAUCGUCCCUUCGUGGCACUGAAUCCCACGCGUAAGGCGCAAAUGCUGGCCCACCUUUGCAAUGAUCUGCUGAUGAACAAGGCGGUGCUACGCCAGAUUGACGGCAGCCUCGAGACCUGCGCCCAGAUGCGCAAGGAGAAGUACAUGACGGACAUGAAGGUGCGCAAGUACAAGGCACUCCACAUGCGCAAGGCUCGAAUCGAGGCCUAUGAACGAGCCCAAGCGGAGCGCGAGGCGGCGAUGCAGGCGCUGAUGGCGCAGCAGAAGCUGGACGCCGAACGCCUCAAGGCGGAGGAGGAAGCCAAGGCCGCAGCAGCUGAGGAGGCAGCAGCUGCAGCUGGCACCGAGGAAGAGGCAGCUAAGGCGGGUUCACCCAAUGGCGAGAAGCCAAAGGCGGAGGAGGAUCAGGAUGAGCAGGCGGCAGGCACCAAGGAACCCCAGCAGCAGCAGCAGCCCAUGGAUGUGGAUGGCGUGGCCGAUGAGGAGUCACUUGUAAGCCCCGCCAAAAGCAUCAUCCAAGCGGACAACACUCUUACGCCCAACAAACAGGACACGGCUACGCCCACCUAUCAGAUCAACGGAUCUAGCACACCCACGACUAGUGGAGCCACUGGAUCCGACAUGAGUGCCCUGCUGCAGGCCAAGAAGAGCGGAGCACGCAACUCCAUUAACGAUGAGCACCACCAUGAUGUUAGCAUUAUCGACGAUGAUCUCUCCGACUUGGAUUCGGAGAUCACGAAUGUCGAGGAGGACGAGGACAAUCGCUUGAGUGCCGAUGAGUUGCAGAAGAAGCUGGACAAGAUUGUGCGGGCUUCUUUGAACUGCAAGGAGGCGCUGGAGAAGAGCACCAAUCAACUGAGGGCGGCCUGCUUUGGACAGGAUCGCUUCUGGCGUCGCUACUGGAAGUUGCCCAAGGCGGGUGGCAUUUUUAUCGAAGCCCUUGAGUCGGCCCAGAAUGAUAUUUGCGGCUAUCACGAGGCCUUGGAGGCCAUGGAUGACAAGAAAGAUGCAGCUGGCGAGAAGGAAAUCGCAGAGGAAGAGAAAGCAGAAGCGGUGGAGCCAGCUGAACAGCCAAUGGAGGUGGAUGAAUCCCUCACGCAACUGGAUGAUGGAGCUCCAGCUCAGAAUAUUGAGCCAUCUGAGACCAAUCAACCAAACUCCCAUGUAGAAGAGGACGAUGACGAUGAUGAUGUGACAGAAAUUAACAAGGUGGAACCGGAAAUCGUAGACCUGGGCGACGAUGACGAUGAUGCAGCUCCGCCGUUGCCCAAAGUAGAACCUCCUAGGCCAGAGAUCAAGGUUAAGUCAGAGAUGGAGCUAAUGGGCCCACCGCCCACGACGAUGAUAUCCACCAAGACGGACUUUGAGGCGGAAAUCAAGAUACCCGCCAUGCCUGGCAUCCUAAUGCCACCCACCCUAAACAACAACAACAACAGCAAUAACAAUAACAACAACAACAACGGAAGCGACAACUGUGAUAAGUUGGAAACUGGCUUGAAUUUGGGACAGCAGCAGCAGAACUUUGGACAGGCUGUGAUCAAGAUGGAGGAUAUGAAGAAGGAGGAUGACUGCAUUAUAGUUUCCACAUCCAGUGUAGACGAUACGCCCAAGUGGUUCUCCAUCGUGCGACGCGAAGUUCCGCUGAUCAGCGAGCUGCCCGCCGAGGAGGGUGGAGUUGUGGGCCAGGAACUGCAGCACAGCUACGCGAACCAGAACUGCUCCGCCCAGCUGCAGCUGCAGGGUCAUCCCUGGGAUCUGAUCAACAACAUGCAGUACUACUCGAUACCCAUGGACGAGUGCAAGGUGGACACCAGCAAGCUGGGCAACGAGUGCAUCUUCUCGCUGAGCGGCCUCGAUGAGAAGCAAAUGAUGGCCAAGGUGGAGGAGUUCAAGGCCCUCAAGGUGGAGUCAAAAAACGGUCUGGGCUCUCCUCAUCGCCACCACGCGACUGAAGAUGAUGAGGAGCGGGCCAAGCUGAAGUUGGAUGGGAAUAUGGAGGCCGAAAUGGAAACGGAUGCGGCAGAUGAACUGGCUGGCAAGGACAAGUUUUUUCGCUUGCGCUCUGAUGCGCCCCCGGAUACGGGAGGAGGGGCAAGCGAGGGAGCUGCUGAUGUGAAGCCCAAGAUUGAGCUGCGUUUGGAUGAGGCUCUGUCGCAGGCGUAUUACCACAACAUAGCCAAUAUGUCGCUGAGCAGUGUGCAAACGUAUAUACCCAUCGACAUACCGCUGCCGCUCUCCAUGACUCCCGAUGAGCACCGUCUGCUGGAGCAGGUUAAGCUGGCGGGCUUUCCGGAACGAGUCCAUGGGGUUUAUGUGCCGCGAAGACAGCGCUACGGCUGGUGGCAGUUGGACGAUGAACAGAAGUUGCGCCAAGUGCUCAAGACCCUGAAUCCAUCUGGCCUGAGGGAGCGCGAGUUGCAGGAGAAUCUCCAGCGAUUCCUGGGACUCGAGCAGCCAUUGGGUGUGAACUAUCAGCUCAAAUCGGAUACAGAGUUUCCGGAGGAAUUCCUUAUGCCCGACAAGAAGGGCGAUUGGAAUCCCAAAGUCGCGAAACGUGUGGAACUGGCCCUCAUUGAGCAACUGGAAUCCCUGGAGGACAAAGUGGCCAGUGCUUCGAUGCAACUGAAGAACUGGCAAUUGCCCAAUCGCGUGGAGAGUGAACUCACCUUGGACUCGCAGGAGGAUGUAAGCGAGGAGGAUUUCGUGAGCAUUAUACCCAUGAUCCGGGAGAGGAUUAUCGAUUUGGAGGCGAAUAUCGAAAGGCGCUACCUGAAGCCUCCGCUGGGCUCGCAGACAGGCGAUGCCCACUUGGCGGUGAUUGCCCAGAACCAGCAUACCACCACGCAGACGCAGAAUUCCGCAUCGGCGGCAGCAUAUCUCCUGCAGAUGCAACAGCAGCAGCAGCAGCAACAAUUGGCCCAACAGCAGCAGCAGCAAGGAUCCGGAACGGGCAACAACCUGAAUCCGUCAUCCUUCAAUGAGCGCACAAUGGCUCUGGCGGCGGCAGCAGCAGCCUCCGGAACGGGCAACGCCACUGGAGGAGGAGGAAACGCGGCGGCCGGCGGAGGAGUUACUCCCUGUGAAUCGGGCAGCGGGGAACCGAACUCCGGCAAUGCGUCACCAGCGAGCAACUGCGACAGCGAUCGGGAUGAGAAGGUGGAGCAUAUCCCUAAAGGAUUGGUGCAGUGGCGCGAUGCAGUGUCUCGGUCGCACACCACCGCCCAGCUGGCGAUGGCCCUGUACGUCCUGGAAUCCUGCGUGGCCUGGGACAAGAGCAUCAUGAAAGCGUAUGCAACAAAAAACAAGUCCAGCAAAAAAAAGAGCAGCGCCAAAAAACAGCAGCAGAAGAAAAACAAGAAGGUGCCGCCGCUGACCACCAAUGGAAAAAAGAGCUCCAAAGAAACUCCAACCAAAAAGCCAGAGAAGAAAGCUCCCCUGAGCAUCAAAAUCAACCUGAAGGCUCUGGCGCAAAGUGGCCAGGACUCGCAGCAUCAAACCCAAACCCAAUCCCUCUCCCAGUUCAAGUCCCCAUCCCCAUCCUCCAAUCCCAUCACUAGCGACUCCGACUCGGACUUUGGCACACGGACGAAGAAGAAGGGCGGCGGCAAACGCAGACGCUCAGGCAACCAAACAAACUCUAGCAAAUAUUCCAAUUCCUUACAGAAUUGCCAGUUCUGCACGUCCGGCGAGAACGAGGACAAGUUGCUACUGUGCGACGGCUGCGACAAGGGCUAUCACACCUACUGCUUCAAGCCCAAGAUGGACAACAUUCCCGAUGGCGAUUGGUAUUGCUACGAGUGCGUGAACAAGGCCACCAAUGAGCGCAAGUGCAUCGUCUGCGGCGGCCAUCGUCCCUCGCCGGUGGGCAAGAUGAUCUACUGUGACUUGUGCCCGCGUGCCUACCACGCCGACUGUUACAUACCGCCGCUGCUGAAGGUGCCGCGCGGCAAGUGGUACUGCCACGGCUGCAUCUCCCGAGCGCCGCCGCCGAAAAAGCGCAGCGCCGGCGGAACGGCCAGCAGCAGCAGCAAAUCCAGGAGGGACCGGGAAAGGGAUUCGGGUGGAUCGGCCAAGCGACGCAGCGACAACAGCAAGACUCCGGCCAUGGAGAUGCAGCAGAUGCAGCCACUGGCAGGCGGGGAUCCCCACCACCACCAUCAUCAUCAUCAGCAGCCGCCGUCGCUGAACUCCUCGCACGAUGAGUCGAUGAAUUCGCUGCCGGCGGCUCCUCUGAGUCCGGCGCACUCGGUGGCCUCGGCUACGACGUACGAUGACCAGCACCAUGCCAACAACUCGGUGGACGGCAGCAGCAGUCGCUUCCAAGCGCAUCUCAUCCCUCCGCCGAAUAAUGGCACUGCGACCCUGCUGGAGGAUGUGGUGAUGCCCAGCAGCUAUCCGGUCUAUCCGCCCGUUGUGGCUGGCAACUUCUCGGCUGGAUUGAUUAACCCAGCGGUGCCAGCGGUGCCACCGGCGAUGCAGUUUGCCAAUGUGGUCGCCAUGUCGCCACGGGCUGUCACGCCCACCCGCACCCGAACGCCCACACCGACGCCAGCGCCCACUCCGCCACCACCGCCGCCGACACCGCUGCUCAUGCAGGCCUCGCCCACAGCCACCGCCCUCCAUGUAACCGCCUGCCAGUCGCCGCCCCAACAGCAGCAGCCGCAGCAGCUGAUGACCAUGCCCUCACCACCAGCCAUUGGAGUGGGAACAGGAACAGGAACGAACCAAAUGUCGCCACCGCCGAUCAACAUACACGCCAUUCAGGAGGCCAAGGAGAAACUGAAGCAGGAGAAGAAGGAGAAGCACGCCACCAAGAAGCUCAUGAAGGAGCUGGCCGUCUGCAAGACGCUAUUGGGGGAAAUGGAGCUCCAUGAGGACUCUUGGCCAUUUCUAUUGCCCGUAAAUACCAAGCAGUUUCCCACAUAUCGAAAAAUAAUCAAAAUUCCCAUGGACUUGUCCACGAUCAAGAAGAAACUGCUGGAUUUGAGCUACAAAGCCCGCGAAGACUUUUGCGUGGAUGUGCGUCAGAUCUUCGACAACUGUGAGAUGUUCAACGAGGACGAUUCGCCCGUUGGCAAGGCGGGGCAUGGCAUGCGCAAGUUCUUUGAGUCACGCUGGGGCGAACUGACCGACAAGCACUCCUGAUCCAGUACCACCGGCCAGCCGCAGAUCCAGAUGG
Messenger RNA from Drosophila takahashii, 9976 nucleotides. RefSeq names its product bromodomain adjacent to zinc finger domain 2B toutatis (gene tou). NCBI's taxonomy places the organism in Eukaryota, Metazoa, Arthropoda, Insecta, Diptera, Drosophilidae. Gene Ontology annotation, cellular component: chromatin. Gene Ontology annotation, molecular function: DNA binding; protein binding. The record is from RefSeq and is a predicted model, not a curated record.